Messenger RNA from Vanrija pseudolonga, 1769 nucleotides. RefSeq names its product Major facilitator superfamily domain-containing protein 1. Gene Ontology annotation, biological process: transmembrane transport. The coding region runs from base 68 to 1735 and encodes 555 amino acids. Gene Ontology annotation, molecular function: transmembrane transporter activity. Lineage: Eukaryota; Fungi; Basidiomycota; Tremellomycetes; Trichosporonales; Trichosporonaceae. The record is from RefSeq and is a predicted model, not a curated record. The transcript has 6 exons.
CUCGCAUGUGGCCUUUAAAAGCCGAGCUGGGAGACCGCAAGGCGCACACCCACCCAGUAAAAGCGACAUGAGCGCACCCACACCAGCAGUAGCACCAGUGACGGCGACGCCAGCGACCGAGUGGGAGGGCGCCACGCCCACGGGCUCGGACGACGGGCGCAAGGUCUCGGCCUCGGACGACGAGAAGAACGCCGCCGACCUCGACCCGGUGGUCAACGAGAACCCGGCGGUCCUCAAGGGCUCCGGGCUGGCAGGCGACAACGAGUCGCUCGACGGCGCCGCCGUCAUCCCCGACGUCUCGGACCGCAGUGACAUCCCGUGGCGGCUGCGCAUUAUCGCCUUCUUGCUGAUCGUCUUCUUCAACACGGGCGCGUCGUACGCUGACAACGUGCUCGGCCCGCUCAAGACGCGUAUUCGCAAGGAGCUGAAGAUUACCAACGCCCAAUUCGGCGCCGUCGCCUCGGCCAACGCCCUCGUCAACUCGAUCCUGCCCAUCAUCGGCGGCAUCGGCAUGGACUACUGGGGCGCGACGUACGCGGCUAUUAUUUCGUGUAUCUUUAUCUGUGUCGGUGCGGUUGUGUCGGGUAUCUCCGCCCACAACAACCACUACGGCCUCCUGGUCGGCGGACACAUCAUCAUGGGCUUUGGCAGCACCAUCAUCGGCGCGUGCCAGAACAAGCUCUACUCGCACUGGUUUGCCGGCUCGACGCUCGCGUUUGUCUACGGCCUCGACAUUGCGUGGAACCGCGUCGUGUCGGUCAUUACGCGUACGACGGCCGUCCCGCUGUCCAACAUUGGCGGCUUCUGGGGCUGGGCGCUCUGGAUCCCCGCCAUGGUCUGCGGCUUCAACAUGAUCAUGCUCAUGGUCUACUGGUGGUUCGAGCGCAACGUCGCCCCCCAGUACCGCCCCGUCCUGGGCAAGGACGCGCGUGCCAAGGAGGGCGCGUUCUUGAAGCGCCGCGUCAAGUUCAACAUGCUCGGCCAGCUCCCCAAGUUCUUCUGGAUCCUCUGCUCCACCCAGCUGUUCCAGAACGCCGCAGUCUCAGUCUACACCUCCAACCUGUCCGACAUUCAGGUCAAGACCCGCGGCACCAAGACCCUCGCGGCAGGCUACAACUCGUCGAUCCAGCCCGUGGUCCCCAUCGUGCUCACCCCGCUUGCGGGCCUCUUCUUCGACCGUAUCGGCUACCGUGUCGUCUUCAUCUCCUUCACCGGCAUGCUCUACGUCAUCGUCUUCUCCCUCAUCGGCCUCACCAAGGUCCACCCCCUCGUCCCCAUCAUCAUCUCGUCGUUCGCCCUCUCCACGAACGCCGUCACCUUCCUCGCCUCUAUCCCCGUCCUCGUUGGUAACGACCGUCUUAUUGGCACCGCGUUCGGCGUGUGGAAGUCUUUCCAAAACUGCAACACCCUCAUCCUCGAAGUCGCUGCCGGCGCCAUCCAGGACCGCACAAAGAACCAGGAGUACUACAACGUCAUCUACUUUCUCAUCGCCAUCAAGUCGAUCGAGACGCUGCUCGGCCCUCUCUACGACUACCUCGACGGCAAGUGGCUUGGCCACUCGCUCCGCAGGCCCGAAAAGGUCCGUGUCGCUAUCCGAAAGGAGGCCAUCGAGAAGGGAAUCGAGUACGAGGGUUGGCGUAUCUCGCGCUGGACGAGGCGCGCAGUUCUCACCCAGCUGUCGUGCAUGAUUAUUGCCGGCUGGACCCUGUACAUUGUCUACUCGCUUGGAACUUAGAUUUGGUGACCAUGAUGCAUCCUAGAUGGCUACA